This is a messenger RNA of Ricinus communis (castor bean), 692 nucleotides long. RefSeq names its product EG45-like domain containing protein. Lineage: Eukaryota; Viridiplantae; Streptophyta; Magnoliopsida; Malpighiales; Euphorbiaceae. Bases 104 to 496 code for a protein of 130 amino acids. The record is from RefSeq and is a predicted model, not a curated record. The transcript is spliced from 3 exons.
UUGCAGUAUAUAUAGAAGUGGGUUAUAGGUGUCUUGUGCAUUACCUAAAAGGCUUUCUUGAUCAGCAUCUUCAAUUCCAUUUGAGCGUUUCCAAGUUAGCAAUAUGAGGUUCAAUUUAACCAUCAUAAGCGUAGUGUGGCUAUGCUUUGGAUCAUUUUUUGCCACUGGAGAUAUUGGGUCUGCCACCUCAUAUGAUCCUCCUUACCUUCCAACAAGGUGCAAGGGAUACAGCGAAGAUCAGUUCCCACAAGGAGGAUAUUUCGUAGCAGCAAGUGAAGGGAUAUGGGACAAUGGAGCUGCAUGUGGUCGUAAAUACAGAAUGAGGUGCAUUAGUGGCCCCAGAAGACCAUGCAAAGACGAAUCCAUUGUUGUUCAGGUUGUUGAUCUUUGUAGAGGAAAUCCAUGCCCAUCAACUCUGGUUCUUUCCAACAAAGCUUUCAGUGCCAUCUCUAAAGUCCCUGCCAUCAAGAUCAACGUUGAAUUUGCCCAGACUUGAUGAUUCUGAUUAGCAAGUGAGGAAAAUCGACCAAGGACUGAUCAGACGACCAUAUUUUCAUCUCCUUUUUCUUUAUGUUAUGUUCUUGCUGUAACCAUACAUUCCUCUGUAAAGACAUGAUGACUAAAGGGUAGGAUUUGAAUCCAAAUCUGGGUUUUGGUAAAGUCUUGAUUAAUAAAAUAUUUCUUUUAGUUAA